AUUUUAUACACAUAAAAUGGCUGGAAAUAAUUCACAUUGUCUUUUCAACUCUCUUCCUGAAAGAGUAGAAGCACUAUAAACAAAUUAAAGACAAUGGGGAGCUACCGCGUGUGCGUGUGCUUCCAGCGGCGAUUCAAGGUGGCGGAGGCCGAGCCGCCCUCCGACGUCAAGGAGCUUUUUCAGAAAUACUCCGACGGCGGGGCCCACAUGACGCCGGACAACUUCCGCCGCUUCUUGGCCGAGGUUCAAGGUGAUGACGUGUCCCUCAUUGAGCACCAGAACGUGGUGGAGCAAGUUCUCCAUAAGCGCCACCAUAUAACCAAGUUCGCAAGGCACAACCUCACAGUCGAUGAUUUCCAUUACUUCCUCUUCUCCACUGAGUUCAACCCUCCCAUCGGAUCUAAGGUUAAUCAGGAUAUGUCGGCUCCAUUGUCCCACUAUUUUAUAUACACUGGCCACAACUCCUAUCUCACUGGAAAUCAACUAAGCAGCGAUUGCAGUGAUGUGCCCAUUAUAAAGGCCUUGAAUCGGGGCGUUAGAGUGGUGGAACUUGAUAUAUGGCCCAAUUCCACAAAAGAUGAUGUGCUUGUUUUGCAUGGAAGGACAUUGACAACUCCUGUUGAGUUAAUUAAAUGUUUGAAAUCAAUUAAAGAACAUGCUUUCGCUGCAUCUCCAUACCCAGUCAUAAUAACACUGGAAGACCAUCUUACACCAGACCUUCAAGCUAAGGUUGCUCAGAUGCUUACUAAAACAUUUGGAGAUAUGUUGUUUUGUCCAAAUCAUGAAACUCUGAAAGAGUUUCCUUCCCCUGAAGAAUUGAAGGGUCGGAUCUUGAUCUCAACAAAGCCUCCAAAGGAGUACGCUGAAACUGUCAAGGAGAAUAAUUCCUUUAAAUUAGAAAAAUCAAAGGAUUCUGAUGACGAUGAAUGGGGGAAGGAGGUCUCAACAAAAAAUCAAAAUGAAAAUGAUGUGGGUGAUUCUGAUCCAAAUCAACACAGCGAAGAUGAUGCCGUCGAUGAUUUAGCUCAUGAGUUAUGCUCAUCUGAAGCUCCUAGUUAUAAGCAUCUCAUCGCUAUUCAUGCUGGAAAACCGAAGGGUACUACUCUGAAGGACGCAUUAAAAGUUGAAAAUGAUAAAGUUAGACGACUUAGCUUAAGUGAACAAGCUCUUGAAAAGGCUACUGAGUCACUUGGAACUGAUCUUAUUAGAUUCACCCAGAAGAACUUUUUGAGGGUGUACCCCAAGGGUACAAGGUUCAAUUCCUCUAACUACAAGCCAAUGAUUGGCUGGAUGCAUGGUGCUCAAAUGGUUGCAUUCAACAUGCAGGGAUAUGGCAGAAAUUUAUGGUUGAUGCAUGGAAUGUUUAGAUCCAACGGAGGAUGUGGCUAUGUGAAAAAGCCAGAGUUUCUUAUGAAUGUAGGUCCAAAUAAUGAGGUAUUCAAUCCAAAAUAUGAUUUGCCAGUGAGAAAAACUCUAAAGGUGAAAGUAUAUCUUGGAGAUGGAUGGCGUAUGGACUUUAAACAAACUCAUUUCGACACUUAUUCUCCGCCAGAUUUUUAUGCUAGGGUUGGUAUAGCUGGGGCGCCAGCCGAUCAGAUAAUGAAGAAAACAAAGAUCAUAGAAGAUAAUUGGAUACCUACUUGGGAAGAAGAAUUCACAUUCCCUUUAAGAGUUCCAGAACUUGCAUUGCUGAGAGUUGAAGUGCAUGAAUAUGACAUGUCUGAAACGGAUGAUUUUGCAGGCCAAACUUGCUUACCAGUUGCUGAACUAAAGCAAGGGAUCCGUGCAGUUCCACUCUAUGACCGCAAAGGGGAGAAGUACAACUCAGUUAGGCUUCUCAUGCGAUUUGAGUUCAUCUAAGAUAUUGUUUUGUACUUAUGAUUUUUUUUUUCAUUUUAAUGUAAAAAUGAAAAAUGCUACAAUUGACUUGUUUGAUAGUUUAAUUAUGUAUGGGUUUGAUUCACACAUUUGAUGAAAAGGAAUUAUUUUUCUUAGUUUUGUUUUUCCAAGAGGACAAUUAUGUCGAUGUAAUAAAUCAUGAGAGGCACAUGAUCGCUAACCGAAGGUCUUUUUU
Molecule: messenger RNA, 2074 nt
Organism: Arachis stenosperma
Lineage: Eukaryota; Viridiplantae; Streptophyta; Magnoliopsida; Fabales; Fabaceae
Product: phosphoinositide phospholipase C 4-like
Exons: 9
Coding region: 94-1860 (588 amino acids)
Biological process (GO): phosphatidylinositol-mediated signaling; lipid metabolic process
Molecular function (GO): phosphatidylinositol-4,5-bisphosphate phospholipase C activity
Source: RefSeq, a predicted model, not a curated record